Messenger RNA from Brassica rapa (field mustard), 5830 nucleotides. Its product is annotated as nuclear transport factor 2. Gene Ontology annotation, molecular function: mRNA binding. Gene Ontology annotation, cellular component: cytosol; ribonucleoprotein complex. NCBI's taxonomy places the organism in Eukaryota, Viridiplantae, Streptophyta, Magnoliopsida, Brassicales, Brassicaceae. The record is from RefSeq and is a predicted model, not a curated record.
AUACAAAUACAUGUGAAAGUUUAAAACAAUCUAUUCAAUGAAAAAAUAUACCGUAAACUUAUUAUGUUUAAAAAAUUGAUAGAUACAUAUAUUAUAAUAUAUACCAAUUUAGAAUUGAAAACAAAAUAUUUAUAUAAAAAUAAAUGAAAACAAAAACCCGCGCGGUUGCGCGGAUCGAGAUCUAGUUUGAGGAUUUAAUUUGGUAAUUUCUAUAUUCUUACUAAGUUCUCAAUAGUGCAAAAUAAAAAAAAAAUUCCUUAAUAGGAUUUUACAGUGGUAAUCUAUAGAUUUAAGAAGUUAAACCAUAUGUAAUGCAUGCAUUGAAUUGAGAGGUAAGCUGGAAGUGUUCGUAAAGUAUUUCAGUUGUAAUCUAUAUUACUCAUUUUGAUUCGGAUUCGAUUAUGAUGUGUAGAAACCUAAAAAUAUUUAGAUAACCAAUAUUCAAAUUAUAUGGUGACAUAUGUAAAAUAUAUAAAAACAAAUAUCAAUAUAUAAAAAAAAGAUAAAAACCAACAUCCUCAAUCUUUUGUUCAUAUUUAUAUAUAGCUAACGAAUAUAUAUCCUUAAACUCGAAAUCGAAAUGUAGGAAAGAUACUGUUAUUUAAACUUCUCAGUAUUGCAAAAAAAAAAAAAAGAGUUGUUUGUCGAUACAUACGUAUAUUACUUAUCUGGGUUAAGAGGCUUUGGAAGCUUCUGAGUUCUGAUCCAAGCUUCUGAGUUCUGACCACUAAGAUAUAAAGUGUAGUUUAUAUAAAUAAUAAUUAACCAUACAUUCAAAGGCCUAUUAGCUCAGUUGGUUAGAGCGUCGUGCUAAUAACGCGAAGGUCACAGGUUCGAAACCUGUAUAGGCCAUAUUUUUUAUAGCACGUCGCCUUCUCUCAUCCACGCUUUUAUUAAUAUAUAUAUAGAAAUUGAAUAGCCACCAUUGUGUUCGGAGGCAAGGAAUAGUAAAGUUUCCAAAAUGAUUGCACGAAAAUAAUAAAUGUUGAUAAGCUGACGUGAUUAAAAACACUGUAGCUUGGUCUUUUUCGCCCACACACUUACUGUAGUUUCUUCUACAAAAGAUAGUUAAAAACUAAAUUCAAAAGCGGUAGGAGAAGAAAUGUAACGAGUUCAGAACCAAACCACUCCUUUCAUAUCUUUGGUGAUUGACUAUAACAAUCCUUUCUUAUCAACAUUAUCUUUCAUAUCUUAUUUAUAUUACUUAUUAUUGAUAACUUGACGCGUAAGAUAUUAUCUUGUUAGAAAUCAACAAACAAACCACAAAUGAGAGCGAGAUAUAGAGACACUUACGAAGCAAUCAUCAUCAAUGGUGUAGAUGUACUUCUUUUUGGAGACCAAGAAACCGAAGCAGCGGCAACCAGAAUCUUGGAAGGAAAUGCAACAUGCCUUGGCACCUAAGAUUCGAUUGAUGUCGUUCCUGUUGUACAGCUCAUAGUCAAACCCUUGUGGGACCUUGAUGGUCUUGGCAGGAUCACCGUCCUGAACGAUGUUCAGAUGGUAUUGCUCAAAGAAUAUUUUUUGAUGUCGAGAUCAUCUUUCAGCAUAGCGAUUGGUUUCACCGAAGAAGAGGACUGUUGGGCCAUUUGAGAUUACUAAAGCAGUUGAAGCAUACUGGAUAAGAGAGAUAGAUGGUGUUGUACUAUUUUUGGAAAUGGAUACUUCAGUAUUUAUACAGGUGAGAAGAUCGUUAUAAUAAUCGAAGGAUAAAAUAGUUACUUCACUCCUCCUUUGGCCAAACCUGCUUGAUGUUUCUUGUGUGUAAUCCUCUUCUGUUUAUAUUAUGUUAUUAUCAUAUAUAUUUUUUCAAAAUUGGAGUUGCGUGAGAGCAAUGUUUUUGUUUUCAUAAUUUUUAUAUUAUUGUUUACGAUAUUCAGUUAAGAAAAAUGAUAUAUAGAUAGAUUAGAAAUCGAGUACGUCUUAACUCAGAUUAACUGUCCAUUUAAUUGCUGAUAUAUAGCUCCGAGCAUCUUAUUCUGUCAAUUGAUUCAGUAUUGUUAUCCAAAGGCAUGUAACCAUAUCUUGAGAAUGCCGUUGUUAACUUGUUUUGAUGGUUGCUUAGCAAUUGAGAACCUGACAUAGUUGUUUCUAUCGUUAGAUUUGUUUUUUUCAACAUGUUAAAUCCAUUGAUCAAAAGAUAAUUAUGUACAAAAACAUUGAAGGAAAGAAUGAAAAAGGAAUAUCUAGAACGUGAAACCAAGUUACAAUACUUCGGUAGUUGAAAACAUGGUGCAAGUUUAGGCGGUUCCUCUAGUUUGAAACCACUUCUGCCUCCUAUUUUCCAACCGUGCUGAAUUGUAACAGUGAAACUAAAGUUUGACCCACGCUUUAACGGAUAUUUUACAUCGUAAAAAUAAAAAUAAACACAUCAAAUAUUUUUGUUAUGAAUGUUAUAAUAGGAAAACAUGACCAAUUUAAUCCAUUCUGUUUAGGAACUACCCUCCAGUUUAAAUUUUGAUUCAUUCAAACCCAUCUCAUUUAGGUUCAUUUCAUUUACCUUCGUCCAUUUAGAAACCAAUCUCAUACUUUUUAAAUAUGUUAUUAUGUUACUAUAAUAUAACUUGUCUUACCGGAUUUUGAAAGCUAUAGAGUUUGACUACUAUGAUAAAAACUUUAUUAUAUGAAAGGUAUUUUACAAUAUAAAAAUAACCAAAUGUAGCAUGAUCAUAUAUUUAUGUUAUUUUAAUAAAACAAAAACCAUGUUAUUCUAAUUAAAUAUGCAAAUUCGAUAUAAAAACUUUAAACAUCAUUAAAUAUUAAUAUAGUUAGAUAUGAAAACUAAAAUAUUAAGAGACCAUAAGGUUCCUGUGUAAAUCUCCAAACAAUAUAUAGAGAUAUUAUAAAAUUUGUUAGAUAUUUGAAAUAUAUUUGUUUGUUGACUAAAUUAUUAUUUAACGGAAACUAUAAUUUUGUACCUAAUUUAUAUAUAUUUAAGUUUUUCAUAUUAUGUUUAAUUAGAUUUACAUAAAUUAAUUAUUGUAGUUAUGUUUAUUAAUUGUGCUAUUUUGGGAGUUUAAAGAAAAUUAUAACCGUGUCAUGCAUAUUAUUAUUAUUAUUAUUUGUUUUGUUCAAAUAAUCAAAGUUUAGAUGAAAAAUAAUUUAUUUGAAGUACUAUCACCAAUUAUUACAAAUUUUUAAGUUGAACCAACGAUUUGUGAACAGUUGUAAUGUUUCAUUUAAUGUGUUGGUGUUUUUAUAAAUGUUUAUGUUAAUGUGUUUCAUGUUUAUUUGGUUUAUGUGUGUUAAUUGUUAAAUAGAACGUUAGCUAUUUAGUGCAAUUAAAACUCGAACAUUCCAUACUCUUUGGUAAAUCUUAUAGUAAAAGAUGCCAGUGUCAAACGAUUCCUUGUUGAGAUUAGCUGAUGGUCCAAGCUAGCAAGCUUCACGAAGGAGAAGUUGGAUCUCUUUGAUUAACACAUGAACCGGUUUGAAGGCAUCCGAAUGCAAUCUUACGUUCCUUUCAUUUGUUUAAUCUGUGCUUACGAUUUACUAACAUAAUUCUCUUAAAUUGACUAUUUUAUAGAUCUGUAGAAAAUUCGAAAACGAAUUACAAGUGGAUGAACACAAAGAUGUAACUGAGCAUAAAGAUGAAAUUUGGGCAUCAAAUAUGGGGAUUAGACGUUAAAGAAGGGAUUUGAUGUCACAUGUUAUUGAUGAAUGCUUUUCCUCAUUUGGCUCGUCUUCUAGUAAGAGCCAUUGUAACUAGAAUACAAUUUGUUGUAUCAGAUAUAUCAGAACUAUAAUGUCAAGAAAUUACUCAAAACAAAUAAAUAAUAAUAAUAAUAUCAAGACAAAUUGUGAACAAAGAACGAAAACAUAUUUUUAAAGUAAUUUACAAUUAUUCACAUUGGCGCUAUUUUCAGAAUUGCACCUUCAAUUAAAUUAUGCUAAAACAAAUAGUUAGAUAAGAACACAAGAUUUUGUAUCUAUCUUUGAAAAUCCAUUAAUUAUUAGUUCAAGCAAGUAAGAAUAAAUUAGAAAGAAAUCUAGAAGUCAUUAACUAAAUAGUUUAAGAAAGUUUGACUAAUAAUUUCUUUUGGCAAGAAUAAAUAAGGUCAACAAGAAAAUGAUAUAUUGGUCAAAAAACAUAAAGCAUCCCACCAAUCAGAACACAAGUCCGCAUUUCUAAAGCUAACCGACCCUUUUUGUUGAUGAAUACAAAUAUUCUCUUUCCUUUUUUGUUCUCUCCUUAUGGAAACAUAAUCUCUGCCAACCUCUCUUAAACCCUUAUAUAAAGCACCUCUCUUCUCUUGCCUUCUCCUCACAAAUCUCUCAAAUUUCUUUAACCUAAUCACAACUAAAAGCCUCCUCCUUUUCUCUAGACUCUCCUUGGUUCCAUCUCUAGGACGUGUACAGAUAUGGCUGCCGAGGGAUGUGUUUAUGAUGCUCACCAAGUCUCUGAGGCUUUUGUGAAAAAAUACUAUCAUUUUGUGGUGACAGCGACUCAUGCAGCUCAUCAGUUUUAUGGCGUUGAUAGCCUUGUCACCAGACCAGGACCUGAUGGUACUAUGAUGUCUUUUUCAUCCGUCGAGGCUAUCAAGAAGCACUACCGUUCCUCUUACUAUGAUGGUGCCACAUUCGAUGUGGUCAGUGUUGAUACUCAGAGUUCUUCGGGAGGUGGAAUACUCAUCAUGGUUAUUGGUUUCUUGACUGGUAAAGAUAACCUCAAGAGGAAGUUUUCCCAAGCGUUCUAUCUUGCACGUCAGAAUCGUAACUAUGUUGUCUCCAAUGACGUUCAUCGUUUUGUUGAUGAAGAGGGUAUGUUUGCCAAGUCUUGUCCACAAGUUACAAAGCCAGUUGAAAAGAUAAAAAAGACUGGGCAGGUCCACAAAGCCACCAAGAAGAAGUCUGUUAAUGCUGCUGAGGUUAAGAAGGUGGUUGCUCCUGAAAAAGCUGUUGUAACUGCUCCAAAACCGAAAGAGCCAGUUGCUGAAACAUCAGCUGCUCCUCCUCUUGUUGGAGCCAAGAUAUCUUAUGCUUCCAUAGUUCUAUCCAUGUUGAGAAACGCUGCUCCUGUCCAAGUUAAAGCAGCCCCCGUUCAGAAACCUAGUACCGUGGCACAACCCAAACCCCAUGUAGCUCCAGCACCUGAAAAGAAGAGUGACCAGAAGAUGGUUGAUGAACCAGGGACUUCCAUAUUUGUGUCGAAUCUGCCAAUGGAUGCAAGGCCUCUUCAAGUCUAUGAACUGUUCAAACGUUUUGGCGCUCUCGAAGGAAAAGGAGUUCAAAUCAGAAGCUCCAGGGCUAGUGGAAGUUGCUUUGCCUUUGUUGCCUUUGAAUCUGUUGCAUCCGUACAGAGUGUACUUAAGGCUGCCAAGAGCAAUCAGUUCAAGCUUGGGGAGCAUAAGCUUCGUGUAAAGGAAAAGCAAGUUGAGUAUAAUAGUAGCAAUCCGUCUGAUUGGAGAAGUGAAUGUGGAAGCAUGAGUCAGAGUGGUUCUGUUGAUGGAAGCAAGACUGAGAAUGUAUAUGUAGGAGGCGAAGAAGAUGAUGGCUUCACGCUGGUCAGAAGCCGUAGGAACAGAAGUGGGAAGAGGAGACAAGAAUAGCCAAAUAAUCAGUACAAAAACAGUUACAGUUUCUUAGAAAAGUUGAUUGUUUGAAAAGAUAAGGGAAGAGCUUGCAACUUGAAAAUAUUCCGGCAUUACAGAUUCACUCACAUCUCUUUACUUUUUUUUUAAGUCUGUUGUCCAAUAUAAAUUCUGUUUUUUUUUUCUUUUUGUUUUACUCCUUAUGUGACUCAAUACAAAACUUCUGUUCUUUUUUUCUUUUCAGUCAGACAAUUUUCUAUCCUUUUUUGCUUGUUUUCAAAUAUUUUAAUUUGAAUGUUUCA